Messenger RNA from Chelonia mydas (Green sea turtle), 5611 nucleotides. It is a transcript of the gene GJD3, whose product is annotated as gap junction protein delta 3. The transcript is spliced from 2 exons. Lineage: Eukaryota; Metazoa; Chordata; Testudines; Cheloniidae. The coding region runs from base 4245 to 5114 and encodes 289 amino acids. The record is from RefSeq and is a predicted model, not a curated record. Gene Ontology annotation, biological process: cell communication. Gene Ontology annotation, cellular component: connexin complex.
GCCCAGAUCUUAUGUAACUAAUAAUUGUGUAACUACCCAUGCUGCCAGCACCCCGGGGCUGAGCCCCCCCGCUGGCCUUUUUCCUUCUCGUGCGCCAGUACGUGUAAGAAAGGUUUUGCUGUCCUGGUCGCACCUCGGUGAAGCCUCUGUACCCCACUGGGCUUCCCUGGGUGUUGCUGGUUGAUUCAGGGAUUGCACCCAGGGAGCAGUUCUGCUGAUGCCCAAGGAGGAGCAGGGUCCAGCCUGUGUUGGGCUGGUUCUGCAGGGCUAGUAAGAGCCCAUAGCCCCUGGCCCUAGCCGUUGGCGUCCAAGUGCACGGGGCACUGGGCUUGUGGGUAAGGAAGGGCCAGUUUACGCAGUCGCUUUGCGGAGAAGAGCUGUGCUUGGAGGAUGGGCCAGGCCCACAGUAGGUAGCCUGGCCACCAGUUCUGCUUUUCCAGGCCAUGAGGAGCCCGCAACAGGUCUGCUGCUAAAAGGCCCCUUCUUGUAGCCAGUCGCCCCCCGCUGGAUGCAGCUCAAGCUGAGGUUGCUCUGGGCCGGAGUCCCACAUGCAAAUCUCUGCGCGCUGCCUCAGGGUGACAGAUGCGAAUCCCUCCCAGCGCUCGCUCGGGAAGUGGUGGCCCAAGACCCGUAGAUUGCCUGCCACCCACGGGUGCUGCUGUCUGUUACCGGUGGUGGCGUUUUGGCGCUGGUGUGAAUGCUGGGUGAGAUCAUGCAGAUGGGUUAACAGAUGUCAUGGGUUUGUUGUACUCCAAUCCCAGAAUCCAUCAUGGGAGGCAACUAACGGUAUGCACCAGCAGGCAUGCUGAUUGGCGAGACCGCCCCAUUGCCUUUGGCUGAACCAUCCUGGCUACAUUAUGCACUUCAGCAUGUGGGUCACAUCCUCUGCCGGCGUGUGUGUCCACCCAUUUAUCCCUGGCCAGGCUUUUAACCCAGGCCAGGCCGUAGCUGGAGUGCGAGGAGGGCCCAGGAGCCAGCAAGGGCUUGCGGGGAGCCGUAUCAGUGGAAGUGAAGUGUUUAUUGGAAGACAGUCAAGUGUGGAAAGCUCUGUCCGAUUUUCCACUGCCGGGCUCUGGAGAGCGUCUCCAGCACGUCCCGUCUGAGGGGCCAUUUAAGGAGCUUAUUGUUAGAAAAGCUCCAGGCUCUGUACGCCACAUGCCAAGCUCAGGGUUCGGAGCCUUGCUCUGGUUCUGCUUGAGCUUUGCAGGCACUAGGGUGAGGUCCUGCCCCCGUAUACACGCUCUGGGUGGAGACAGCUAGCGUACGCUUUCCUCCCUUAGCUCCUGAUUUGUGCCUUUUCCAGGGAAACUGGCCACAGUGCUGGAGGGUGUUCGAAUGGUAUUUAGCAUUUUACAAACACUGACUACUUAAUCUCCACAAUCAUGUUGAUGGAUUCGGGCUAUUACCUGUGGGGAAACUGAGUCACGGAGGGGCAAAGUGACUGGAGAGGAAAGAGUUGCUUUGGAAACGCAUCUGGUCAGAGGUGCUCAGACAGGCAUGGCCAAGCAGGCUCGCUCUGCCAGAGAUAACACUGGUUGCCCACUGGUUGCAAGUGGGGAAAUUGAGGCACAGAGGAACGUAGCUCGCCCAAGGUUACAAAGUGAGUCAGUGGCAGAGCUGGGAAUAGGACCCAGGAGUCCUGAUUCAUAGGACAGGAAGGGACCUUGAGAGGUCUCUAGUCCAGUCCCCUGCACUCACGGCAGGACUAAGGAUUAUCUCGAUCAUCCCUGACAGGCAUUUCUCCAACCUGCUCUUAAAAAUCUUCGAAGAUGGAGAUUCCACAACCUCCCUGGUCAAUUUAUUCCCCAGCGUAAUCACUCUGACAGUGGGGAAGUUUUUCCCAUCAGGAAUCUGUAUCUUGGGACGAGUGGCUGCAGGAGGGAACGCAGUGUACAAGGCUGCUAUUCUGGGGUCAUGGCCCGCAGGGCAGUGACUAAACGAAGGUCGUGCUGAACACGCUUUCCCAAGCGAUGGCUCUGGCUCAGGGCGAAGCAGGGGCAGGCUGGGGGCUGGGAAAGGCCAUGCAAAAGAGAAAGGGAAAGCAGCUGUUUAUGCAGCGGAAUAACCAGGCAUUAGGAGCAUUUCCUGAUUAGUAAAUAUAACGCAGGAUAAACAAUGGGGCUGCAGGAAAAACCUUCCGGGAAAUCAGCCUGUCUCCUAGCCAGGGGCCUGGGCUGAGAUGCUCACGUAGCCCCCACGCAAGGGGACACAGGCCAGGCUAGGGCCACCACGUGGCACUGACCAGCCAGGUGCCCUGCGGCCAACCCAAGCAGGUCAAGCACUUGAGGCGCACCUGGGAGAGAGGUGCCCCAGCCUCUGUGACCAGCCCCAGCCCCUUCUGCCCCACGCCCUCCGGCGAAGGCAUGUGCUAGGCACUCAGCAAAGCUGUGUCCCUGCGGCUUCUCGCGCCCGGUCCAGGUGUGCGAAGCGGGGGCCUUUGGGCUGCCCUGUGUCUCCCUGUCUUGCCAUCCCCACCCCUAUGCUAGCCAAAUGGACUAGGCGGUGACUAGCCAUCUGUCAGUCAUCUGCUAGCCCCCUCCCGCCCAGUAUUAACGCUGGCUCCCCUCGCUGCAGGAGCGGCCCCGAACCCAACAUUUGCAAGGCAGCGCCAUGGAGUUAAACCUCCCUGGGCUGACAUUGUGCCCGCGACCUGGCUGCGAGCUCAGACGCCAGCUGGGACCGGGCCAUGUCGCAGGGCUCACUGGCAGGAGUCUGGACCUCCAAUGCCCCCCUCCCCAUCCGUCCCCGCUCACCCGGAGGGAACAGGCUGACCUCGUGGUCCUUUGUCACCCACUGGAUUCCAAAUCCCAGCCCCCAGCCCUGCUUUUUCAGUGGCCUUUUCGGGGCAUCUGAAUUAGUGCAGGACGUGGAGGGGGGGGCUGCAGCAGCGCUGCCCUAUAUGCCCUGGGCAGGGGAGGGGGCCUCACACACAUGGGGUGCACGUGCCCCUGGCAUGGGAGCCACACAGCCCACAACAUGGCCAGAACCCACAGUUACUACAAGGUACAGAACUGUUCAUUCAAUGUGUAUUCCCUGCCCCCGGUCUCUGAGCUCAGCGGUAGCCCCAUUUUACACAGGGGGAGACUGAGGCACAGAGAGGGUGACACGGCUGGCUCAGAUUCACCCAGCCAGAGGGUGGGAGAGCCUGGACUAGAACCCAGGAGUCCUGGCCCCAAUCCCCACCCCUGCUUUGACCCAUUAGCCCCCCCACGCUACGCCCGGAGCUGGGCCUAGAACCGGAGAGUUCUGGCUCCAUGCCCCCCCCCCCCCCCAGCUCUGACUACUCCAGCGGGGGCUUGGCUGCACGAAGGGGAACCCGGCCGGGGGCGGGGGUGCUCCCAGCCAGCGGGAAGAGGGCACGGAACCUGUCAGCUGGUGGGGAGGCGGCGCGGGGCUGGGCACCAGGGUGAGCCCCCACGUCUCAGACACAAAGCAGGGCCGUGUGCUAGGCGGCUCCGAGCUCUGUGUCCCUGGCACCAAGGAAGAACACAGGGGGACGUGGCUGGGGGGCGAGGGGGGGAACACCCCUAUUCCCUUUGUGUCCGGACAAUAACUGACCCAGCCCCAAAGGCCCUGAUGCCCCUGGCAUGGCGCCUUUCCACCAGUCUGGCCUUUGGUUCUCGGUUCCCCAGCCAAGGCCCUCAGGCUCCUGUCUCUGCAUACGCCGGGCCAGCACCACCCCACAGCGCUGAAAGAGCUGGCUAAGGACGGUCUAGGCUGCACUCUGGGGUCACCCCCCAGCCACAGUAGCAUGGUGAGCGGCUACUAAACCCAGCUGCGGGCCCAACGCUGUGGGGCGGGAACCGCCCGGCCUGGCACAUGCCAGGGGCUAGGUUUGGCAAUUGUCCCUGCAUAUCGGACACAGCUGAGCAUGGCACUGCAGUUUGGGCGUGUGGCCCUUGGCCGUCCUGGCCCCAGGGACCCCGGGAGUCCCGCCAGGCAGGUUCUCGCUGGGAAGGAAAGCGAAAGCAGCUGACAUGCCGGCGUGCAGCUGGAGCGCUGGGCGCGAACCCAGCAGAGGUCAAGGUCCUGGGGCUCGGGUGCAGCCUUCCCAUGGGGCAGGGGGCCGGUCACGGGCGUUCCUGAGCCAGCAAGACGCCAGUCUCAGCCCCGCCACAUCCUGGUGCCCCGCCCAGAGCCUCCAGGAGCUAGGCCUGCAAGGCGCUGAGUGAGGGGAUGCGGGGGGAAAGCUUGGCACCCGGCACCACCCAGCAGCGGCUCCGGCCCCCGCCCCGGCCCCAGCCAUGGGCGAGUGGAGCUUCCUGAGCUCGCUGCUGGACGCCGUGCAGGAGCACUCGCCCAUGGUGGGCCGGUUCUGGCUGGUGGUGAUGCUGAUCUUCCGCAUCCUCAUCCUGGCCACGGUGGGCAGCGACGUCUUCGAGGACGAGCAGGAGGAGUUCGCCUGCAACACGCUGCAGCCAGGCUGCAAGCAGGUCUGCUACGACAAGGCCUUCCCCAUCUCCCACUACCGCUUCUGGGUCUUCCACAUCGUGGUGCUGUCGGCCCCUGCCCUGCUCUUCGUCAUGUACGCCAUGCACCAGGGCGGCAAGCUGCAGCAGGGCCAGGAGGGCGGCCCCGCGGGCCCGCCCCGGCUGCAGCCCAGCCAGCGGGCCCACCACAUCCGCACCUUCUACCUGGCCAACGUGGCCAUGCGCAUCCUGGCUGAGACCGGCUUCCUGGUGGGGCAGUGGCUGCUGUACGGGUUCCACGUGGAGCCGCACUUCACCUGCGAGCGCUCGCCCUGCCCCCACACGGUGGACUGCUUCGUGUCCCGGCCCACCGAGAAAACCAUCUUCAUCCUCUUCUACUUCAUGGUGGGCGUGGUCUCCACCCUGCUCAGCCUGCUGGAGCUGGCCCACCUGCUGGUCAAGGACAGGUGCCAGGGGCAGGAGGCCGCCAAGCCCCCGGCCACCUCCCACGAGCAGCAGGAAAACUGGUCCAACCAGGCGCACGAGCAGUGCCAGCACUUCCUGCCCCCGGGCGAGGGGGGCGCCAAGGGGGCGGCCUGCAGCGUCCCCAACCACUACGAGCCCUCGGCCCUGUUCCGGCCCCAAGCCCCCUCCAAGGGCAGCAUGGCCUCCCGGGCCGCGGCCAAGUCCGAUUUGGUGGUCUAGGGCUCACACUACAGCCCAGCUCCCAUCUGUGCCAGUCAUCGGGCCUUCUGCUUAGCAGGGUCGCCGCGGCAACACCAGUGACCUGAGCGGGACGUUCUCAGCCCUGCUGCAGCUUCAGUGGCCCUGAGCAACCUUCCAGCUGUGCCCUAAGGGCCCGGGGCCCACAGUCCGUACCAGCCCCAUACAGCCUGGCAGAGAGCUGCCCCCCUGCCUUGGGCGCACAGAGGACCCUGAGCCUAGGGCACAAAGCCCCUUAUGCCACGAGCAGCAGGAAAGGAGCUGGCCAGACUACGAGGACUGACAGCGUGGCCCAAGGCUUAGAGCAUUGGGCUGGCACAGGGGAGAGCUGGGGGUCUCAUUCCGGCUGGUGUAGGCAACCAGACGAGGGGCAAUGAACUGACCCAGCCCCUCUGCCUGCUGCUCAGCCGGGGGACGGGACGGUUCCUGAAGACAGGAAGCUGGGUGGGGCGGGCAGGGAUGGGGGGCUCUGGGGCCAG